Molecule: messenger RNA, 378 nt
Organism: Funneliformis mosseae
Lineage: Eukaryota; Fungi; Glomeromycota; Glomeromycetes; Glomerales; Glomeraceae
Source: the annotation of a GenBank genome assembly
AUGAAGAAUUUUUUAACCCUUUGGUUUAUUACUAUCGCUUUAAUUGCAUCAUUCACCUCUGCUCAUGAACAAGAAAUUCAUGUUACAAGUCCAGGCGCUGGUCCAUGGGCCAUCGGUUCCACUCAAUCCGUCAGCUGGUGGUCUCUCUCUAUUUCAACCGAAUCUCUCGUUAAAAUUAAGAUUAUUUGCAAAGGAUCUGGUAAAGUUGUUCACACGGGUGAAGCCACAUGUGGAACCGGAAACCAUGAUUUCGUUGUCGGUGACUGGGAUGUAAAUGACAAAUAUUUCCCCGUCGUUUAUCUCGAAAAGGACGAAACAUGCAAGGGAGUGGGCGGAUUAUUUGAAAUCUACAAGACUGGUGAAAAAUCAUAUUACUAG